CUCUCAGAGCGACUUCAAACUCUCCUUCCACGCGAAGCAGUCCGCUUUUCCACUACAAGUCUACUUCACGUUGGCACACAUUUCCUUUGCUAGUUUCGAUACACUAUGUCAGCAGCAGUCCUUUCUCCCUCGGUCGCCAAUGCCCCAGCGGCGGCGGCACCGUCUGUCGCUUCUUCCACUGUCACCAAGCCUGCCGCCAGCACAAAGGAAAGCAGCAGCAGCACUGCGACGAAAUCUCGCUCUAGCUCCACCUCUAAGCCAUCUUCCAGCAAGUCGGCUCCGAGAAAGGUCCGCUUCAAUGUUGGUUCGCGCUACCGCGUCUGUGAUGUGAUUGGCGAGGGCGCAUACGGAGUUGUCUGCUCGGCUGUCCACCGCGCCACCGGGCACAAGGUCGCCAUCAAGAAGAUCCAGCCUUUCGAGCACCAGAUGUUCGCACUACGCACCCUGCGCGAGCUGAAGCUCCUUCGCUAUUUCCAAGAGUGUGAGGUCUCUGAAAACAUUAUCUCAAUCCUGGACAUUGUUAAGCCGCCAAGCUACGAGGCCUUCACCGAAGUCUACUUGAUCCAAGAGCUCAUGGAGACCGACUUGCACCGCGUCAUUCGAACACAGGAGCUUUCCGAUGACCACGCACAAUACUUCACCUACCAAUCGCUGCGGGCGCUUAAGGCGCUGCACAGCGCCGAUGUCAUCCACCGCGAUCUCAAGCCGUCAAAUCUGCUGCUCAACGCCAAUUGUGAUUUGAAGGUGUGCGACUUUGGUCUUGCACGAUCGGUUCUGACUGCCGAGCCGAAUGGAGGCGAAACAGGCUUCAUGACGGAAUACGUCGCGACGCGAUGGUACCGCGCGCCGGAAAUCAUGCUCACGUUUAAGCAGUACACCAAGGCGAUUGACAUCUGGGCCGUCGGUACCAUCCUCGCCGAGAUGCUUACCGGCCGACCGCUCUUCCCCGGCCGCGACUACCACCACCAACUCUCGCUAAUCCUCGAUGUCCUAGGGACGCCAACGCUGGAGGAAUUCUACGCGAUCAACUCGCGGCGAUCACGCGACUACAUUCGUGCGCUGCCGUUCCGCAAGCGUAAGGACUUCGCCAAGCUAUUCCCGACCGCAAGUGCCGACGCGAUCGACUUCUUGCAAAAGACACUCACAUUCGAUCCCAAGAAGCGCCUCACAGUCGAGCAGGCGCUUGAGCACCCGUACCUCGCCGCGUACCACGACCCGGAGGACGAGCCGACAGCGCCGAGCCUGCCUGCCGACUUCUUCAAGUUCGACCUAGAGAAGGCGACCAUCACCAAGGAGGAGCUGCGCGGCGAGCUGUGGCAGCAGAUCCAGGAGUUCACUCCGCUGCUUUGAGAGGCACUUGCUACCAUCAUUACUUCUGCUUCUGCCCAUGCUCGUGCUU
Messenger RNA from Tilletiaria anomala UBC 951, 1399 nucleotides. RefSeq names its product Pkinase-domain-containing protein. The transcript has 2 exons. Gene Ontology annotation, molecular function: ATP binding; MAP kinase activity. NCBI's taxonomy places the organism in Eukaryota, Fungi, Basidiomycota, Exobasidiomycetes, Georgefischeriales, Tilletiariaceae. Gene Ontology annotation, cellular component: cytoplasm; nucleus. Bases 106 to 1350 code for a protein of 414 amino acids. The record is from RefSeq and is a predicted model, not a curated record. Gene Ontology annotation, biological process: intracellular signal transduction; protein phosphorylation.